AUGCUUUCCUAUUCGGACAAGCUGCACCCCUUCCUCAAGGACUGCCUCAAGGUUGGCUGUCUCAAGGGAUUCAAGCACUUCUCGCUCUACCUCCGCGGCCGUGAGGAGCUGGUGGUUACGGUCCAGAACGGCAACGAGCCGCACAACACGGCAGCUGGCACGCCGGCGGCGUCGCUGGCACGGACUGACUCGGGCAACAUCCUCGACAUGCCACCGGCGUCACCGCUGCCGUCGACACCAGGCUCAGCGCUCGGCAAGCCGGUCACCGUCUAUCUCAUCGGCGGCUAUGCGCGGUACAAGUGCCCGUUUGUCUGGCUCCGCUCGCCAUCGCAGCGUCUGGUCUCGUCCGACAUGGAGUCGCCGCUCAAGCUCUCCACAACCGACCGCUGGCCCAAGGCGCCGUCGAGCGUCAAGGUGUGGGACAUCAUUGCCGAGCUCGUGGACAUGACCACCCGCCCGGUCCCGGUCAACCCGUUUGAGAUCGACGAGGAGUACUUUCUUUCGCUCGACCCCUUUGACCGCUGCCUCGCCACCGCCGCCUCGGUCAACUUUCUCCGCAAGCUCUUCAUUGCCAACUACGUCUUUGCCGACGCUGUCCUCGAGGACCUGCGCGUACUGCUCCAGUGGCACUUUGAGGAUGUGCCGGCUGUCAUCCCGGUCAGAGCUCGGACCGACGCCGACGAUGCCGAAGCCGACACGCCGUAGCGUUGCGCUCUUCCCUUUCAAUACACUCCCUACAGCCCAA
This is a messenger RNA of Thecamonas trahens ATCC 50062, 745 nucleotides long. RefSeq lists its product as uncharacterized. The record is from RefSeq and is a predicted model, not a curated record. The transcript has 3 exons. Bases 1 to 705 code for a protein of 234 amino acids. Lineage: Eukaryota; Apusomonadida; Apusomonadidae.